Messenger RNA from Lodderomyces oxycetoniae, 2466 nucleotides. RefSeq names its product phosphatidylinositol-3-phosphatase. Gene Ontology annotation, cellular component: membrane. The record is from RefSeq and is a predicted model, not a curated record. Lineage: Eukaryota; Fungi; Ascomycota; Pichiomycetes; Serinales; Debaryomycetaceae. Gene Ontology annotation, molecular function: phosphatidylinositol-3-phosphate phosphatase activity. Gene Ontology annotation, biological process: phosphatidylinositol dephosphorylation. The coding region runs from base 1 to 2466 and encodes 821 amino acids. The transcript has a single exon.
AUGGAGAAUGUGUUUACAGUAGAUGGAGUGGUUUUGAAUAGACGAGGGUCCUAUAUUUUAGGAACACUCAUUUUAUCACGAUUUCAUCUUGUAUUCACAUUCAAUUCACCAAGGACGGCUCUGGCGAUAAGCUCGACGUUGGACGCUUCACAGCAACGAAAGGAAAUCUGGGUAUGUUAUCCUAUAAUUGAACGUAUAUCAAAAGCCCGAGGCUCUACUUGGUUGAACAAUAAUUUUGAUAAUAGUAGUAAUGGUUAUGGUAGUGGUAGUAGUAAUAACAUUGAUUCAAAGCCAUCUAAUUCAUCUGGUUCGCAUAGUAGGGCUAAUUCUCCCGCAUUACAAAUUGCGGGAUUCGACAACUAUAGUGCUUCUCAUAUAAGGUUGCAGUGUAAAGAUUUCACGUAUUUUUCAUUUGAUUUUAGAAACGAUUUAAUCUGCUGUGAAGUGUUUAAUAAGAUGAGUUUGUUAAUUACAAAGAGUAAGAUUGAGAAUGAUAUCAGGCAGUUGUAUGCAUAUUCGUAUGUUCCUAAUAAUAUAGAGCAGAACUUGCAAGUUAAAGGAUGGGAUUUAUAUGACCCGAUAGAGGAAUAUACUCGGUUAGGGCUACUAAGACGGGAUGGGCAUAAUAAUAAGUUAUUUUGGAAAUUAACAAAUAUCAAUGAAAACUAUAAGUUUUGCACAUCAUAUCCCAAAGUCAUGAUUGUUCCUAGCUCUAUAUCGGAUAAUGUAUUACAACAUGCGGGGAAGUUCAGAUCCAAACAGAGGAUCCCUGUUGUUGUUUAUAAGCACCAUGCGAACAUUAAUGGUAAUGUGAUUGCUCGUUGUGCACAGCCAUUGGUUGGUUUGAAUUUACAAAACAGAUCCAUACAAGAUGAAAAGCUAAUUGGCGAGAUUUUCCAUUCACAAGAAUUGGAAAAGGCAUUUAUGUUGAAGAGCUGUGAAGAAGAAAUAUUGAAUGAUAAUGAUACAGGGUACCAAGCACAACAGCCACAAAAGAAUUUACUCGUUGACUUGAGACCCGUGACCAAUGCCAUGGCUCAGCAUGCUCUUGGAGCAGGCACUGAAAAUGUCGAGAAUUAUAGGAAUAAAAAACCGCAUAAAGAUGAUGACCAUUACAACGGCGAUGGACACCAACAGGGACAUAGAAACUCAAGACAAGUGGAUAAAAUCUUUUGUAAUAUAGAUAAUAUUCAUGUUAUUCGGGAUUCUUUGAACAAAUUGACUACAGUUUUGAACAAUUUGGAUAAGUAUCUGCCAAAUUCACAAGUAAACGUAUCCAAUUCAAGUACAGCUACUACACCAACUACCACUACUACACCAAUUACCACUACUACACCAACUACCACUACUACCACUACUACCACUACUGCAUCUGCAUCUUUACAACAAGCAUUAAGCAAAACAUACUGGUUGCACCGGCUUUCAAUAAUCUUACAAUCUGUUGAUCGGAUAAUCAAAUCGAUUCAUUUGAAUAAUACAAAUGUUGUUAUCCACUGCUCUGAUGGAUGGGACCGUACUUCUCAAGUAUCAGCAUUGGCACAAUUAUGUCUUGAUCCCUUUUACAGAACAACUAAAGGGUUUAUGAUUCUUAUUGAAAAAGAAUGGACAAGCUUUGGAUUUAAGUAUCGAACCAGAGCCGACCAUGGUGGCUGCAUUGGAGCAGUUAUGAAGAAAGAACAAAAGAAAUAUAUAGCACAACCCAAUGGAAAUGAAUCACCACAAUCACAGCAGCAGCAGCAACCGGCAGAAUCUGUUUCUUCUGAGAGUAUGACAAUGUUGGAAAAUAGGCCUCUUUCUGAACUUUCAAGUUCUGCUGCUGCUAGUGUAACUUCAUUUUUCCAAAAAGCAGCAAAAGCGGCAAGGGAUUUGAAAAACAGUGCUCAAAAUGGAUUAUCCAACUAUCCCGAUGAAGGAACUGAUUACCCAAAUGACCUGUUAAUAAACAAAUCAUCAAUUUCUUUUUCUUCAACUACAUAUGGAGGUAGUAAUGAACGAUCUCCUGUUUUCCACCAAUUUAUUGAUUGUAUUUAUCAAAUCCAUAGGCAAAAGCCAACUUAUUUCGAGUUCAAUACUAGAUUUUUGAAAAGAUUACUAUACCACUAUUAUUCUUGCCAAUACGGCACUUUUUUGUGUGACUCGGAAAAGGAAGCACAACAAGUUUAUCGUAUUGAUAAGCUGACCGUAUCUGUGUGGGACUAUUUCAAUUCAAGACCAAAUGAGUUUAAAAAUCCCGCUUAUACUGUAAGGGAAAGGGGAAAGGCAGAGGUAAUGGCAGAGACAAAGGCAAAUACAAACACAAAUGCAAAAGCAAAAGUUAAAAAAGAUGACGAUGAUUGUGGAGGUGUUGUAUUUUUCAAUUCUGCUGAUAUGAAAUGGUGGUCGGAACUAUAUGGGCGUAGUGACGAAGAGAUGAACGGAUUGUCCAACUCAUUGGACCGGAAGUUUGCACAAAUGGAUUUGAAAUAA